Molecule: messenger RNA, 1179 nt
Organism: Lentinula edodes (shiitake mushroom)
Lineage: Eukaryota; Fungi; Basidiomycota; Agaricomycetes; Agaricales; Omphalotaceae
Product: WD40-repeat-containing domain protein
Exons: 6
Coding region: 1-1179 (392 amino acids)
Molecular function (GO): protein binding
Source: RefSeq, a predicted model, not a curated record
AUGUAUGAGCUUUUAGCCACUUUGAAAGGUGCCCGAAAUGCCGUCAUUUCUACUUCAUUUUCUCCUCAAGCUAGAUUCAUCGCGGCCGUUGGAUAUGGCGGUAUAUCUGUCUGGGAUCUAGAAACAUACAAAAACCUGCCAAUAUCAUCAGACAAUGUGUACAAUCACCGCAAUCCUGACAAUGUGUAUACCGCCUGUGCUUGGCUACACUUUGAACAUGCGGAUCGUUACCUUCUUAUCAUAGGAUCUCAGAAAGGCACACUCUCGACUUUGAAUUGGGAUAACGAAACCAAGUCCUUCGAACCUAGUCUUCAAGUCCCACCCGAAGGUUCUCCUCAUCAAGUCCUCUCGAUCGACGUUUAUCAAGCUGAAGUUCCACUUGGGAGGCUCGCUCGUAUCGCAGUCGCGACUGCCGACAACCGAGCUACUGUAUAUUCGCUGUCUCCUUUCGGAGACCUUCAAGAAAUUUUUUCCUCUGUCGUCGAAAAUUUCUCUCUCGUCGCCGCUAGGUUUUGUAAAAAGAACCGCGAUGUCUAUGUCUUUGAGCUGAACGGGGGUGGAAUUUCACUGCUCGAUGCUAAGACUGGCAAUGUUAAGUCAACUCAUAAAUAUGGCCCAGAUCCUAUGGGCACUGUUUGUUUGGAUGACUCGAGCAAAUUCUUCGUGGCAUGUACUGGAAAGGACUUCGAAAUGUUCCGCCUCGAAAACAUUGAGCAUGUGCAGACCUUCUCAGGUGAACUACCCAUAGUCCUUUUCCCCAAAGUUGCAACGUACGCAGAGGAUGGGUCUGUUCUCGUUGUAGGAACUGACCGCGGUCAUGCGUCAAUCUUCAACGUUAGUGAUGGUGACAAAAUUCAAGACCUUCCUUAUACCACUACUGGUCUUGUUCAAUCCGUUGCUGCAAUUACCGCAAGGGAUGGUUUCCUUGUUGCGAUUGCGGGGUCGACGCUACAUUCCCGUGCUGAAGUUUUGAUAUUCAAGAAAAGUCAUGCUUCAUUGGACAAAUCUAGGGAUAAUCAGGCGAUGGAUCUCUUGGAUGCUGUUGCGCCCAGAAGCACGCUUCAGUCCUAUUUAUUAUUGAUUAUUGGAUCAUUUCUCGUAAUAAAUGGUCUCUAUUCGCUUGUGCUCAUGUGUAAUUCAUGGGUAUGUCUAUCCUCAAUCUCGUAUUUGAAUAUCUAA